AAUUCAUAAUCUGACCUAUUACUGUGCUGACAUUUAAACUCAGGUUUACUCGCUUUUCUUAACGCUUUACAGUGAGCAGAUCACCAGCAUGCGGAAUGUGGACAAACUCUCAGGAACUUUCCGCAGUAGGAGCGCACACCUUGCACUUUGCAGCCGUUUUUGAGCGACUUCACUCAGUUUACUUCACCGCAACAUGCCAAAACUGCAGCAGCGGCAGAUGUCGUAGAAGUUUGUUCACGAGUUGGUGAAGCCGCUGGUGGAAAAGUCGUUCACCGGGACUCGUCACCUGACUUUUACGCACCACUCCCAGCCGGUGCAGAGCGUCUCCUCUCCGCCUCUCGGCCAGGAUGGGCUCCCUGAUGUGGACUCCUGGAGCUCUUCCUGCUUGGAUUUUGCUCUUCAACAUAAUCUCAGCGGUUGUUGCCAAAAGACACGUCGUGUAUUGGAAUUCUACCAACACGAGGUUGACAGCAGGAGAUCUGUCCGUUCAGCUGAAUCUGAACGAUUACCUGGACAUCUACUGCCCCCAUUACCCCAACAAGGGGACUGGGCAGCCAGAAACCUUGGCCCUCUACCUGGUGGCCGAGCAGGCUUUCCAAGGCUGCGUAGAAACCAGAGGGGCCAUCAAGAGGUGGGAGUGCAACACUCCGUACGCUCCGUUCGGACCAGUCCGGUUCUCAGAAAAGAUCCAAAGGUUUACACCCUUCUCGCUGGGGUUUGAGUUUCUGCCAGGGAGGCACUACUACUACAGCUGUGAGUACAAGACGUGUGUGUUUCUGUGCUACAAGUUGACAGCAGGAGAUCUGUCCGUUCAGCUGAAUCUGAACGAUUACCUGGACAUCUACUGCCCCCAUUACCCCAACAAGGGGACUGGGCAGCCAGAAACCUUGGCCCUCUACCUGGUGGCCGAGCAGGCUUUCCAAGGCUGCGUAGAAACCAGAGGGGCCAUCAAGAGGUGGGAGUGCAACACUCCGUACGCUCCGUUCGGACCAGUCCGGUUCUCAGAAAAGAUCCAAAGGUUUACACCCUUCUCGCUGGGGUUUGAGUUUCUGCCAGGGAGGCACUACUACUACAGCUCUCUACCCGCAGAUGAAGGCCCUCCUCUGCCAUGUAUGAAGUUGCGUGUCACAGUGUGCUGCGAGCCCACAUCAGAGGGCUCAAAACAAAUGCAAGAAACUGUCCCUCUGAGCAGCGUGGCCUCCCUGAGGACAGCCUCCCUGCCCUUCGUCCUCGUCCUCCUCCUGCUGCUGACCACCUGACCGCUCCGUCCUCCUCGUCGCUCCACCUGCUCUCCGCGGGACUCGGACGCGACCUCCGCUCGACGACACAAGCGAAUGACGCAGCUAAGCUAUUGCAAACGACACCUCGGUGGCUUGUUUACCUGUGAAAAUAUCCAGAAAGAACCUCCCAAAAA
Messenger RNA from Stegastes partitus (bicolor damselfish), 1414 nucleotides. RefSeq names its product ephrin A4 (gene efna4). The transcript has 6 exons. Gene Ontology annotation, cellular component: plasma membrane. The coding region runs from base 348 to 1259 and encodes 303 amino acids. NCBI's taxonomy places the organism in Eukaryota, Metazoa, Chordata, Actinopteri, Pomacentridae. Gene Ontology annotation, molecular function: ephrin receptor binding. The record is from RefSeq and is a predicted model, not a curated record. Gene Ontology annotation, biological process: ephrin receptor signaling pathway; axon guidance.